Molecule: messenger RNA, 963 nt
Organism: Triticum dicoccoides
Lineage: Eukaryota; Viridiplantae; Streptophyta; Magnoliopsida; Poales; Poaceae
Product: agglutinin isolectin 3-like
Exons: 1
Coding region: 37-678 (213 amino acids)
Molecular function (GO): chitin binding
Source: RefSeq, a predicted model, not a curated record
AUCCAGUAAAGCACACAUCCAGGAAGAAACCUAGAGAUGAAGGGCCUCUUGCUGUGCGCGCUUGCACUUGCCUUUGCGAUGGUGACCACCCACGCCCAGCUGCAGUACUGUGAGAAGCGCUGCGGCAAGCAGGCCGACGGCAUGGAGUGCCCCAACAACCUCUGUUGCAGCAAGGAUGGGUACUGCGGCUUGGGCGUCAACUACUGCAGCCCUGCCGCCGGCUGCCAGAGCGGCGCCUGCUCCGACAACAAGAUCUGCGGCGCGCAGGCCGGUGGUGCAUUGUGCCCUAACAACCAUUGUUGUAGCUCGGGCGGUCGUUGUGGCUAUGGCAGUGAAUACUGCAGUGGCAGCCGCGGCUGCCAGAGCGGUCCUUGCUGGGCUGACCUUAAGUGUGGCCACCUCGCCAAUGGUAAGCAAUGCCCCAAUAACCUUUGCUGCAGCCAACAUGGUUAUUGUGGCUUAGGACCGGAGUUCUGCGGUGUUAGGUGCCAAAACGGCGCCUGCAGCAUGGACAGGCCGUGUGGCAAUAAGGCUAAUGGUGCACGAUGCACCAACAACUAUUGUUGUAGCCAGAAUGGAUCUUGUGGGCUUGGCAAGGAUUAUUGUGGUACCGGCUGCCAGAGCGGUGCAUGCUACACUCCUUCCUUCCUGGCUAACAUACUCAAGUGUGUACCUUGAAUUGUUGCCAUGGAAGUAUGAGUGCUGCAGUGAGGAGAAAUAAUCAGUGGCAAUAGCUAAUGCUAUUGUCCCAAAUUAAGUUUUACUUGUACCAGCUACAUAUCGUUUUCAAGCUGUCGGCAGUUGUCCUAAUUAGUACACUAUUCUGUUUUGUUGCCAUCGUGUUAUGUUAUUGUAUGAUCUGGUGGUACUAUAUAUCGCCACUUGUUUUAGAGCAACUUCCUUUCAAUACACAACUGGUGUUGCCAUAUCUUUACCUGUUGUACUCAUGGUUAUUAUUUGCUA